Notolabrus celidotus (New Zealand spotty) is the source of this 1556-nucleotide messenger RNA. RefSeq names its product cyclin-dependent kinase inhibitor 1Ca (gene cdkn1ca). The coding region runs from base 579 to 1106 and encodes 175 amino acids. Gene Ontology annotation, biological process: regulation of cell cycle. The record is from RefSeq and is a predicted model, not a curated record. Gene Ontology annotation, cellular component: nucleus. Gene Ontology annotation, molecular function: cyclin-dependent protein serine/threonine kinase inhibitor activity. The transcript is spliced from 2 exons. Lineage: Eukaryota; Metazoa; Chordata; Actinopteri; Labriformes; Labridae.
AGCACAACCUGUUCAGUGGAGCUUGGGAACGAUUUGCUUCAUUGAGCAUCCACCCUGUCUCACUUUAUCUUGUUGGCAUGGAAAGAGGAGCCUUUCUAUCAAAGCAGCUCCGCAUAAAGGGGCUUUAAUUAAGAGUAUGACACACUGUUUAACAGAUGAUUAAGUGAGUGGGAAUAGAUGUAAAAGUCAAUGAAAUCCGCAUCAUAUGGAGGGUUCCAUGUUUGGAUAAAAGGCACGUUCUAUGUCUAAAGCGCGGGAAAGGUAAAGCUCCAGUUUUUGAUUGACAAAGAGCUGCAACUCAAAGUAUCCCGAACGAAACCGGGGUCUUUUAUUCAGGAGUCUUCAAGGCACAAUGACUGGAUUUCGCCCCCUCCUGUGAGCCUCCAAUUCAAAGAGCUGCAGCCAAUCAGCAGCCUCUGCUCAUUGUGUACAAACAGAGCACCGUGCGCGCUGCAGCCUUUAUAUCCCCCUGAAGCUCUGAGAAGACCAGCACACACUUCAGGAAGACAGCAACUACAGCUUCCCCUAAAAUUACAGAAAUACUUUUCCACCAAAACUCCACAAGAACCAUCCUCAAGAUGAAUCCCAUUAGGGGCAGAGAGUCCGUCUGCAGGAAUCUGUUCGGCUCGGUGGACCAGGAGCAGCUGCGCAGGGACUUAAAGCAGAGGCUGAGAGAGAUCAUGGACCAGGACAGCCGCCGCUGGAACUUUAACUUCCAGACUGACACGCCGAUGUGUGGCAGGUUUCAGUGGGAGGAAAUCCCCGCAGAUUGCGCUGCUGCUGUUUACCAUGAGUCUGCACAGCUGAAGGAGAAAUCUGUCUGCUCCCACAGCACUGAGGAGGAUGACAGGUUGAGCGCCUGCGAAGAAAGUGCAAAGACCGACCAGGAGAAUUGCUCCAGUAUCUCCAACACGCGCAAGAGUCCCGCUGAGGUAACGCCGAUCAGGAGGAAGAGGACGCACUCAAAGUCUGCAGCUAUUCCCAGAAACAACACAAAAAUAACAGAUUUCUUCACAAAGAGGAGGAGGUCCACAGAAACAAAGAUCAUCCUGAAUCCUUUCCUCACAAGUUCCAGGGAAGCAUCUCUGUGCAAAACAAUAAGAUGAACGUGCUCGGGAAAAUGGACAAUUCAUGUUUAAUGGCCUUAGUGGACUAAGCCAAAGCCUACUCACUGCACCAAAGGAUUUGAUUUGAUUUGAUCUUAUCUUAUUUUUGUUAUUUUAUUUCAUGUGACUUUGUGUUAUUUUAUUUUGUUGUUAUUGAAGUCCCAAUGAACUGUGCUGCAACAACACCACUUGGUGAUAUUUAUUUAUUUAAUUUAUGAACUUUUAUUUAAUUUCUCUGUAGUUGUUCAUGCAUUUGUUCAGUAUUUUAUUUUAUUUUUGUCUCUGUUUCAUCUUUAUUUUUAAUCUUGUUGCAUUUCUAUUUUAGCUUCUUCUGAAAAGCUCUAUGUUGUCCUUGUCAUGUUUGCCCAAAAUAAACGAGAUGCAGACCAAAAAGCUUGUAUGUCUACAAAUAUAACAAGCCAAUAAACCCUUUUUUGUUUGCUAACUGAA